CCUCUGAGUUCUCUAACUCGAACAAUUCAUUAAAAAUACAUGUUUUAAAAUUUUCAGAAAGUAGCAAAAUGCAGGCAUUUCUCAAAACUGGUAAAAUUUCAAACGCUGAUAAACCUUCAUCAUCUGGCACUAAAGCAGUGAAAAAGAAACCGCCAGCGCCCUGGGUUGAAAAAUAUCGGCCGAAAACCAUCGAUGAUAUUGUCGAUCAGGGAGAAGUCGUGCAAGUUCUUCGCGAAUGUUUGGCGGGUGGGGACCUACCUCACUUAUUGUUUUACGGACCGCCAGGAACAGGCAAAACGAGUGCAAUUCUCGCGGCGGCGCGGCAGCUGUUUGGGGACAUUACUCGUGAUCGUGUCCUUGAACUUAACGCAUCUGAUGAGCGCGGUAUUCAAGUUAUAAGAGACAAAGUCAAAGCAUUUUCUCAAUUAACAGCCAGCAAUAAGAGACCCGACGGAAGACCAUGUCCACCUUACAAAUUAGUGAUAUUAGACGAAGCAGACUCAAUGACAUCAGCAGCACAGGCUGCAUUGCGUCGUACUAUGGAAAGAGAGACACGCACAACUAGAUUUUGUCUCAUAUGCAACUAUGUGUCCAGGAUUAUACCUCCAAUCACCAGUAGAUGUUCGAAAUUUAGGUUCAAACCACUCGCAAGAGAAAAUGUUAUCAAAAGAUUACAAGAAGUAUGUGAAGCAGAAGGCGUUGACGUUGGCAAUGGUGAUAUACUGCAAGAUGCAGUUGAUACGUGUGAGGGGGACUUGCGUCGUGCACUUACUGCUUUACAAUGUUGCCAGCGAUUAAUUGGCAAGAUUACCCCUGAAGGAUUAAUAGAGGUAACUGGUCUUGUUCCUCAAGAAUUGGUUGAUAAGUUCCUUAGCACUAAAAACUACAGUGAGUUGGAGGCAUUUGUUGAAAGUUUCCUAAUGGACGCAUACUCAGCAUCACAAUUAUUAGAACAGCUAAGCGCUACAGUGGUCCAAAGUGGUCAUCUUACCAAUAAACAGAAAUGCACUAUAAGUGAAAAAAUCGCCGUUUGCUCUCAUCGCUUACUAGAUGGGGGUGCAGAAGUCAUGCAACUUACUGACUUAGGUUGCACUAUCAUUAUGGCAAACAACGAUCCUUAAUUGUCGAAUUAGAAAUGUUAUUUUCAUUUUUAUAAUUAAACAGUUAAGCUAUUUUGUAUAAUCAUGGAACCAAAAUAAAAUUUAUGUGAGAAAAA
Melitaea cinxia (Glanville fritillary) is the source of this 1216-nucleotide messenger RNA. RefSeq names its product replication factor C subunit 4. Gene Ontology annotation, cellular component: nucleus; DNA replication factor C complex. NCBI's taxonomy places the organism in Eukaryota, Metazoa, Arthropoda, Insecta, Lepidoptera, Nymphalidae. The record is from RefSeq and is a predicted model, not a curated record. Gene Ontology annotation, biological process: DNA-templated DNA replication; DNA repair. The transcript is spliced from 6 exons. Gene Ontology annotation, molecular function: ATP binding; DNA clamp loader activity; DNA binding. Bases 69 to 1121 code for a protein of 350 amino acids.